GCGCCUCAGAUCUCCCAUCACAACCAAAAUGGCGACGAGAGGAGGGGGCUCCGUGUUGGGGAACUGGAGCUAAUGCACCGAGUGAUGCUGGUCUCUCUUCUCGGUCCAGGCUUGCACACUCCGAGAAGGAACACACCCCAGGCUCUCGGUAUUGUAAGUGGGCGGCGCUUCUGAAAAGGCUCGCCGGCGUUGUCACGACAUAACCUGCUGUGAUGGAAGAUGAUGGAAGACAAAGGCUUUCGUGUUGCCGAUUACUUUGUGGUGGCGGGUUUGACUGAUUCAUCCAUACCACUCGAGGAGGAAAUCCACUUCAAUGACAUCUGCCACAAGAUCGCCAAACCCAAAGCCCCGAUCACAGACGUGGCCGUCAUCAUUAAAUCGCUAGGAGAGGAGGUGCCACAAGGCUACACGUGUGUGGACACGACCCCAACAGGACUGUCAGCAGAGCUCAACAAUGGCAGCCUCAUGGGACCCCAGAUCUUCCUGUGCUACAAGAGAGGCAGGGAUAAACCACCUCUCACUGAUCUUGGGGUUUUGUACGAAUGGAAGGAAAGACUCAAGCAGGGCUGUCAUAUUAUUCAAACCACUCCUUCUGGCCGCCCUGCUAAUAUCAGCAGCCCCUCCUCACAGAGGAUAUAUGUUACUUACCGGCGGGCCCCAGACAGCAUGUCUCAGACUUCCCUGGCCGUGACAGACAUAUGUAUAAUCAUUCCAAGUAAAGGAGAGACCCCACCACACACCUUCUGCAAGGUGGACAAAAAUCUCAAUAGUAGCAUGUGGGGCUCGUCUGUGUACCUUUGUUACAAGAAGUCCGUGGCAAAGACCAAUACCAUAGCAUAUAAAGCUGGUUUAAUUUGCAGGUAUCCAGAAGAAGACUAUGAAUCAUUCCCUUUACCUGAAUCGGUGCCUCUUUUCUGCCUGCCCAUGGGUGCAACGAUCGAAUGCUGGCCUGCCCAAACCAAAUACCCGCUCCCCGUUUUCUCUACAUUCGUAUUGACAGGGUCUUCUGGAGAAAAGGUGUACGGCGCUGCAAUCCAUUUCUACGAGCCCCACGCGCAGGAGAACCUCAGUGACAAACAACGCUCCCAACUGGGGCUGAUCAGUGCCACCGAUCGCAAACCCAUUGUCUCCAAAACCAUUCACACCAAUAAGUGCAUAUGUCUGCUCUCCCACUGGCCUUUCUUUGAUGCCUUUAGGAAGUUUCUGACAUUCCUGUACCGAUACUCGAUCUCCGGCCCUCAUGUACUACCCAUUGAGAGACAUGUAUCCCAUUUCAUGCACAAAGUUCCUUUUCCAUCGCCUCAAAGGCCGAGAAUCUUGGUGCAGCUGUCGCCACAUGAUAACUUGAUACUGAGCCAGCCUGUGUCAUCGCCAUUGCCACUUAGUGGUGGCAGGUUUACUACCCUGCUACAGAAUCUUGGUCCUGAGAAUGCGAUCACGCUGCUGGUGUUUGCAGUCACAGAACACAAGAUCCUGAUCCACUCGCUCAGGCCAGCCGUGGUCACAAGCGUGACGGAGGCCUUGGUCUCUAUGAUUUUCCCUUUCCACUGGCCCUGCCCGUAUAUUCCUCUUUGUCCUUUGGCAUUAGCAGAUGUGCUGAGUGCCCCUUGCCCAUUCAUAGUGGGGGUCGAUUCGAGAUACUUUGACCUGUAUGAUCCGCCGCCAGACGUCAGCUGUGUUGAUCUGGACACUAACACGAUAUCACAUCCUGAAGAUAAGAGAGCUUUGACGUGGAAGAUUCUGCCAAAGAAGGCUUGCAAAAAUCUGAUGAAUUUGUUGAAUAACAUUUACCAGGAACUAGCAGAGUCACAACAGAGACCAAGAGAAGAUGGGUUGAUGGAGUUAACCAUGAGUGACUAUGAUUUUAACUCUGGGAAGAGUCUGCAAACCCUGGAAAUGGAGAUUCAGGAGGCAUUCUUGCGCUUCAUGGCGUUGAUACUGAAGGGAUACCGGUCAUACCUUCGUCCCAUUACCCAGGCCCCCUCUGAGAAGGCAACUGAUGCGAGCUCUCUGUUCGACUUGCAAGGCUUCCUGAAGAGUCGGGAUCGCUCUCACCAGAAGUUUUACUCUCUGAUGACCAAGACACAGAUGUUUAUUCGGUUUAUUGAAGAGUGUUCCUUCGUCAGCGACAAGGAUGCAAGUCUGGCAUUUUUCGAUGAUUGUGUAGAUAAACUGUUCAGCACAGAGCACAGUACUGAUAAAGGAAUAAAGAAUUACUACCAACACUGUAGAUCACAUUCAUCAAACAUGGGGCUUCGAAGGGUAACUACAGUGGACCUGGACAAGCUGGAGGAGAUGCGUCUGAUUGAGCUGGAUGAGUCCCAGCGCAGUGAGCACACCGUGUUCAUCACCCCCCCUGAGCUGCCUGCGCUGCCUGACGGAGAGGAGCACCCUCUGCAGUACAGCUACAAUGGCUUUCCAGUGCUGAUCCUGGAGCUGUUUGAUCGUCCGGAUGGUUUGCUGAAGACCCCGGCUACCAGACUGACCUCGAAGCAGAGCUCUCCCACUAGCCCUGCACCCAUGUUCAGGAGGACUAAACAGGAAAUCAAGUCAGCCCACAAAAUUGCAAAAAAGUACUCCUCCAUACCACAGAUGUGGUCCAAGUGUCUCUUGCGGCAUUGCUAUGGCUUGUGGUUCAUCUGUCUGCCUGCGUACGUCAAAGUGUGUCAUUCGAAGAUCAGGGCUCUGAGAACGGCAUACGAUGUGUUGAGAAAAAUGCAAGUCAAGAAACUUGAGCCUCCUGACGAGGUGUGUUACCGUGUUCUGAUGCAGUUGUGUGGACAGUAUGGUCAGCCAGUUUUAGCAGUUCGGGUUCUUUUUGAAAUGAAGAAGGCUGGAGUUCACCCCAAUGCUAUUACAUAUGGCUAUUAUAACAAGGCUGUUUUAGAAAGCACCUGGCCUUCCAGCACUAGGGGCGGCUACUUUCUCUGGAUGAAACUGAGAAAUGUCCUUCUAGGAGUUGUGCAGUUCAGAAGAGCCUUGAAGAAACCCCCGUCACACCCCCCCCAGACCCCUGUCUCAGAUGGCAGUGACUUGGAUGCUGUUAGUCACGGCAGCUUGGAUAGCUCUAACGACAUUAACACAGCGGAACAGGCUUCGUUCAGCACUGAUUUAAUCAAAGUAGAUUCUACUGAUGAUAGAUCUAGCACAGCUAGCUGUGGGUAUGGCAGUCUAGUAGAGCACAUGUACCACAUGGAGAAAAUUCCAUACCCCACACAGUGGAUUAGUUCUGAAAUCAGACACCCUAGUGUCCUUCAAGGUGGUCAGUCUGACCUCGGGUACAACUCUCUGUCGAAGGAGGAGGUGAGGCGUGGGGACGCUGCCACUCAAGAUGGUCCAGUGGAGAAGGAGGACAAGAAGGAGAGCGACUCCAGCUCGCUUUCAGAAAGCGAGAGUGUAAAGGGGAGUGGGGACUCUGUGCCUCAGUUUGAUUGUCAAGAAGCAGCCUGUGGAUUUAACCCUACCGGGGGAAUCGUCCGUGUCAGCUGCCCCUUUGAGGCAGUCAGCGAGUCCGGCGACACAAGCAAUGAUCAUGUUGCAGGACUUAUGUUCACCACCUGUUUAGAGGAGAUUGGCUAUGUUCAAAACAACAGCCUUCGGAAGAGACACAAGAGUGCCGUGGAAGGGAGUGUGAAGGAGCCGAUGAGCUGGGGAGACCGGAACCGCAACCUCAGCGGAGACACAAUCCUGGGGCUGCAGAUGAACAAAGGGGGGGGUGUGGAGACUGACACCAGGAAGAUGGCUGAGAAACUGGGAGCCGACAUCAAGAUCCUUGCAAACACUUUCCAGAAGACCAUGAGACCGAACACUCUGGACAUUGGAAACGGCACCCACAGGUCAAAAACUAUAAAGCGAGACAGCCCGGAGAAGGACUCCAGUGACGAAGACGCGGCUUUCGAAGCUGAUAAAAUAGACUCACCCGGCAUCUUCAACCUAGAGGACCUUGACGACGAGCUGGCCAGCGCUGGGAAGUCUGUGAAAGCAGCGGCUCGGAAGCCACGCAGGGUGGAGAGGUCCAGCAGCAGCAGCAGCUUUACAGCCAGGCCGGUCGAGACAGGCUUCGACCCUCUCUCCCUGUUCGCAGCCCAGACAGAGCAGCAGAUUGAGGAGGAGGAGGAAGUGAGGAGCCUCUCCACCCCCUCCGCACGGAGAGAGCUGGCAGAGGAGAUUGAAAUGUACAUGAACAACAUGAGCAGCCCCCUGGUCAGCCGCGCCCCCAGCGUGGACCUGCAGGGUUCGACGAACGAUGACCCCACCUGUAUCCAGGGCCCCUCUGUGGAGGAAAAGAAUUCCAGGAGAUCCAGCCUUCCCCCAAGUUCCCCCAGAGCUAUGGGGCUUCCACGCUCCAGGACCUAUCACGCCAGGACAGACAGCAAGCUAAGAGACAGGCUGUGGUCGUCUCCCUCCUUCUCAUCAAACAGCCCGCAGAGGGAGCUGCCUCCAGACCCCGAGGGAGCUGUGGCGCUGAUGUCCCCGUCGUCUUUUAAUCUGGACACCUUACUAACACCCACCUUUGAUGUGCUCAAGAGCAGCAUGUUUUCAGCUGGGAAAGGAGUAGCAGAAAAAGCCAGCAAAUGGUAUUCCAAAUUUGCUACCUACUCCACAUCUUCUAAGGAUCUGAAUUACGACAGAUCUAGCAUAUCGUCUGGUGGGUUGAUAGAUCCUGAGUCCUCUUCAUUGAUGGAUGACGAUGUCUACAGUGAAUAUGAAGGGGCAGCGUCCCCUCAAGGAAACAACAUUGCGUAUGUGACCAAGGGGAUGGGACAGAGCCAGACAUCUCACGACAGCGCUUCAAAGCAGCCACAUCACACGGGUAGUGUACUGACCACAGGAUCCAGCUUCCCAUUGCCUGACAAGUCGGAACUGGAUUCGUCUCGUUACACCAGCAACACCAGUAUAUUUCAAAAUUACGCCAUGGAGGUCCUCAUUUCAAGCUGCUCGCGCUGUAAGACCUGCGACUGUCUGGUCUAUGACGAGGAGAUCAUGGCGGGAUGGACUGCAGACGACUCAAACCUCAACACCACCUGUCCCUUCUGCGGGAGUCCCUUCCUGCCCUUCCUCAACAUUGAGAUCCGUGACCUCCGAGGUCCCGGCAGGUACUUUUUGAAGUACGGCCCAUCUGUGGAGGAAGGCGCGUCCACAGCCUGCUGUACGGCUCCUAACAUGGAGAUCAGGAAUUCUGUCAUCUCCCCUGCUGACUCAGACAUGGCCAUGUCUCCUAAAAUCACAGUACAGGAAUGCCCAGAUCCCGACAGUAGACGCGCUUGCUGUGGGUGCGCCCCUGCUAAGCCCAUAGAGAUUCCCUCGGAGAGGAAGUGGGGUGUCAGUGAUUCAGGCUGUGCGGGGCACCCCAUGGCUCGGAGCGCCACCACCUUCUGUCCACUGGAGGAGGACGAUGCCCACCGAAGAAACACCCACAGUGUACCCACAGGGAGCCUGCCCUCCAGGUUCAGUGAUGUUGCAGACCUUCUGAGCUUUGAAUGGAGGCUACACAACCCAGACCCGGUCACGGUUCCCUAUCUCAGUCCUCUCGUACUGUGGAAGGAACUGGAAAGCUUACUGGAAAACGAAGGGGAUCAUGUGAUAACGGUGGCAGACUUCGUGGACCAUCAUCCCAUUGUGUUCUGGAAUCUGGUGUGGUAUUUCAGACGACUUGAUCUGCCCAGCAAUUUGCCAGGCUUAAUACUGUCCUCUGAUCAUUGCAACAGAGGGUCAAAGGUUCCUCGAAACUGGUUGUCAGAAGAUAGCAAACAUGUUUUAAUCCAGAUUCUGUGGGACAAUCUUAAACUACACCAGGAUCCAGGACAGCCAUUCUAUAUCCUGUGGAACACACACAGUGUGAAAUACCCCAUGGUAGACGCUGUUCAAAAGGGAGAGGAGCCCUUCAGUGAAGAGUUCUUGCAGAGCGUGGUGAAGAGCAUUCAGAUGAACGACGUCUAUCGGCCCAUGAGUCAAAUCUUAGAGAUUCUGGGCAAACAACUGGGCAUGAAAAGACAGAGAAGCUUAUACAGAGAAAUCCUGUUCCUUUCUCUGGUUGCCCUUGGAAAAGACAACAUUGAUAUUGAUGCAUUUGAUCGAGAGUACAAGAUGGCCUAUGAUCGUCUGACUCCCAGCCAGGUGAAGUUUACACAUAACUGUGAUCGUCCUCCCAGUACUGGAGUCAUGGAGUGCCGUAAGACCUUCGGAGAACCGUAUCUGUAAAAACCACCCCCACCACACGAGGCCGCGCUGUACAGACAGAAACGCAGCCCAGCGUCAUCAGGCAGAUGUUUAAAGCUGACUUCCUGUGUGCAAGUCAAGAAAAAACAACAAUGCAAGAACAGCUAGACGCAACUCUUAAAAUACUGUCAAAAUAAUAUACAGCGUUAGGUCAAAAGUGAAGCUUACCAUUUCACGUUUCUGACACUGGCAGUACAGUGUGAAACGCACAGCAUUCAGAUGCUGUUUCAGCCUGUUACAUGUGCUGUUUGCUUUUCUUAAAUGUACAGUAUUGGAACUGAAUGUCCUUUAAACAACAUCACAAAAAGUGUGUUGAAAACAAUGCAACUGUAUAUACUACAUUAGAGCCUUUUUAUAAAUGAGCAUUUGUACUAUAUAGCGAUAUCAUAAUUGCAAUAUUGUACCUAAUUACUCAACUAUUUAUAUAACCGACAUUAUUUAUUUCAAAACGUUUUGCUUGUAGUUUAUGUUAUCGCUGAUCAGCUCCUAUACAUUUAUAAUAUAGGGGGUGUGGAUUUAGUAGCAGGUCCUUGGGUACGCAGGUAUAUACGCACUUACGUCAUACUUCCAUUUUUAUUAAAGCUUAUCGAAUUGUGUUGAAACUUGGUACGGUCAUUCCUUGGUAGGUGUUAUGCACAUAGGUCAUAGUGAGUAAAUCUUGGAAGCCGCUUGUUCAGAUUUUAUUACGUUUGUGUUAAUGUUUGCUACAGGAAGCUGUUUAACAAAAUGCAAGUACAGGUUAUGAUGACUUCCUUUCUGACGACUGAUUGGCAGAAGGCUGUCUUUGAUAGAUUUUGAAGAAACUUGAAUUGGCCACGAUGAGAUGUUUUUGUCCAUGAUGUACAGCUACUGACAAAAGUUUUGCAUCACCUAGAAUUUUAGGAUUGAGACGUAAUUAAAAAAACAAAAAAAAACAAAAAAAAAACGUGUGAACAUCAUUUUGAUAUUUUAUUUAACAUCAUUUAAUCAAGGAAACUACAAAAUGAUAACAGUAGUACAGACAUUUCGAAAUCUCACUUUUUUCAAUUUGUGUCAGUUUUUCAUUAAGUAUAUGGGGAAAACUGCAAAGCGGUGUGUAAUUCAAUAUGUUAAAGUAACAUUAUUCAGCAGGUUUCAUUCGACUUUGUGAAGCAAAAUGAUUCAUUCUAGAGGCUGAUGCAAAUCCUUUAGCCAUGGCUGGAUGUAUGCAUGUUACAGACAGCAAGUACCAGUGCUAACCACCUUGAAGGCUGGUAGUUGCUGCAGUUUGUUAAAUGCAAAUCUACUACAAGCAGCUCCUGUUCCAGCACAGAAUAGUCACUUUUUCAUUCUGCUUGGACCCGCUCGCUGAUCAGUGGCAGCACAAAUGUACGUUUCUAAUUUGUUUUAUUAAAAUUGUACAGACUUUUUAGCAGGGAUUUACCUAGUGAGUUAUAAAAAUAUUCGAGGUAAACUCAAUGCUUUUAAACGUUAAAGUCCUGGUACUAUAUUUGAGGCAUUCGUGUACACUGUAGUCUAACAGUAUGCUUGAAACGGGUACACAUGUAUGCAGUGCAAUACUUAAUGUGUUCCAGUAUGUCGCGUGGUUACUGCUGGAGCUCCCAGGGUUUAGAAAUGGUACAGUUAAUCCAGUGAUGCUUUUGUCACUGCCAGUAAUCAAACACAGGAACAUCAAAAGUGCAUGAUACUACAGCAGUGCCCUUGCUCUUGUAGCUCAUUAGAUUGGGCAAACUGAGGAGAGUCGACAUUCUUGUAAAUCCUUUCUCAGACUUCAGAGUUCAGUUCCCCUGCUCUAGAGAUGCCCGCUGCUUACUAAUCCAUCGCACAUUUUAAUAGACCUCUCAAUUACAUUGGUUGUUCCGAAACAUUGUAUAAGCAUUGGUUUGUCAUGAUACACAAUGAUUUGUUUUAGUAGCAUCUCCGAAUGCCAAAACGGCCAGAUGACUUUAAUAUUAUCCUCGGUUUUCAGUUCAUACUUUAGAAAACCAAAAACGGUAUGUCAAGGUUUUUGUUGCUUAAAAAGGUAAAAGGUACAAGUAUUGAAUAUGUGGGCUAAUGGUGGUAUGGGUCAUAAUAAUACAGCAAUACUUUGAAUCCUUAAGUUGAUUUUUACAGGGUUCUUAUGUAUGCUUUGUAAAUGCUGUUAGGUCAAUCAGUAUUUGUUUUAUAUCGCGCCUUUCAUAGUGGACCACUAUCACAAAGCGCUGGAAGUGAGGAACAAUGCACAG
This is a messenger RNA of Polyodon spathula (Mississippi paddlefish), 8426 nucleotides long. Its product is annotated as C-myc promoter-binding protein-like. The transcript is spliced from 35 exons. Lineage: Eukaryota; Metazoa; Chordata; Actinopteri; Acipenseriformes; Polyodontidae. The record is from RefSeq and is a predicted model, not a curated record. Gene Ontology annotation, molecular function: protein binding. Gene Ontology annotation, cellular component: cytoplasmic vesicle; ESCRT I complex. Gene Ontology annotation, biological process: regulation of Rab protein signal transduction. The coding region runs from base 220 to 6201 and encodes 1993 amino acids.